AUGCAUGCUUGCCCUCUUCAUUGGAGUUGGGCGGCAAAUACUAGAGCAAACAUUUAUGGAAACUUGAGAACUAACAAGUUUUUUAAUGCCAAACCUUCGAAAAAGGUCGCUCCCGCUCCUUAUCCUGUCAAGAAAAAGGAUGGAGCCAAGUCCGUAAAAAAUCCAUUGUUUGAAAAAAGACCCCGAAAUUUCGGAAUCGGUCAGGAUAUUCAACCUAAGCGUGAUUUGACUCGCUUCGUCAAGUGGCCAGAAUAUGUGCGCUUGCAAAGACAACGCAAGAUUCUCAAUCAACGUCUUAAAAUCCCCCCGGCCAUCAACCAGUUUACCAAACCUUUGGACAAGAGCGUUGCCACCAAUGUCUUCAGAUUAUUGAAUAAAUAUCGCCCUGAAACCAAAGCUGAAAAAAAGAAACGCAUCGCCGAUGCUGCCGCCCUCAAAGCAGAGGGCAAGAAGUAUGAGCCCAAGAAACCAUAUGUUGUUAAAUAUGGUAUCAAUCAUGUCACCGCCCUCAUUGAAGCCCAAAAAGCCAAAUUGGUAUUGAUUGCUCAUGACGUCGAUCCUAUUGAAAUUGUCCUUUGGCUGCCCGCUCUUUGCCGAAAAAUGCAAGUGCCUUACGCUAUCAUUAAAGACAAGGCCCGUUUGGGAACUGUGGUGCAUAAGAAGACCGCUGCCGUCCUAGCUAUUGUUGAUAUCCGUGACGAGGAUAAGAACACACUCGGGAAUUUGACCAACUCAAUCAAGAUCAACUUCAACGAAAAGUAUGAGGAUACUAGGAAACAAUGGGGUGGUGGUGUCAUGGGCGUUAAAUCUCAGGCCAUGAUGGCUAAGAGGGAGAAAAAUGCUGGAAGGGAAAUUAAAAAAAUUGAGUGA
This is a messenger RNA of Acaulospora colombiana, 870 nucleotides long. NCBI's taxonomy places the organism in Eukaryota, Fungi, Glomeromycota, Glomeromycetes, Diversisporales, Acaulosporaceae. The record is from the annotation of a GenBank genome assembly.